AUGCCACCAGUGCAGUACUCUCCGAUCAAGCCUGUCUCCAAGAACAAUCCCGUGGUCAAUCCUGAGACGAAUCCGAAUCCAGGAACCAUCUCGGAUCUAGCAGGAGUGACAAUCCCAGCGGUUGUGGAAAAUUCAACGGAAGUUCCGAAUCCACUGGAAGCGAUGAAUCCCUUAGUGCCUGUAGUGCCAGACCCUCCUUCGAAUGCAGGCCACUCAAGCAGUGAAUCAUCCUUCCAUGGAUUUCAUUGGCAGGAACAAGUGGACCGCGGUACCAUGACUAAGCUGAACGGACUUUUCCGCCAACGAAGCCAGGUCGAGCAGAAGGUGGUUCGCAUCCAGUUCACCUUGCGAGACCAAAGACACCUGAGUCUGGCUCAGCUAAACGUCAUUACCGGAAAACUUGCGGCAGCCUACAAGGAGUUCAGCAGGUUCCACAGCGAGAUCAUGGCACUGAUCCCCGACGACGCUGAGGAUGAACAGGAAGAAAUCUACACCGCUUUCGAGGAUCGUCACGAUGCAGCAUCAACCAUAGUCCAAGAGAUGCUUAUAGCGCUCAACCGCAACACACCUCCAGCCGUCGCCACACCUCAUGUAGUGGUCCAGCAGCAACCCCUGAAAGUUCCGAUUCCCACGUUCGACGGGACUUACUCUAGCUGGCCAAAGUUCAAGGCAAUUUUCCAAGACCUGAUGGAAAAUUCUGCCGACUCCGACGCAAUAAAACUAUACCAUCUGGACAAGGCCUUAGUUGGAGCUGCUGCUGGAUCCCUCGACGCCAAAAUCAUAAACGAGGGUAACUACGAGCAAGCUUGGAGAGUGUUGAGUGACCGCUAUGAAAACCAACGGCUCAUCGUCGAAAGUCACCUACGAGGCCUGCUCAACCUGAAGAAGAUGUCCAGCGAAUCAUCCAAGGAGCUGCGCUGUCUGCUCGACGAGGCAAGCGGACAUGUUGAGAGCCUGCGAUACCUCAAGCAAGAACUCACCGGCGUGUCUGAGCACCUGGUCGUGUACCUAAUCACCGCUGCUCUUGACAAGGCUACCCGGAAGGCUUGGGAAUCGACCUUGAAAAGCACCGAACUGCCGAAGUACACUCCAACCAUCGAGUUCCUGAAGUCUCGCUGCCAAGUUCUGGAGAAUUUCGAGUUAUCACAGGUUCCAGAUGUACCAGUUUCUAAGCUGAAGUCCACGCCGUCGUCGCUUAAGCUGCCGCCCCAGAAAAGCAACGCAGCCGUGAGUUCAAAUCCAAGUGACAGUUCCUGCGAUGUUUGCUCCGACCACCACUUCAACUACCAGUGCUCGGAAUUGAAACAGCUGACCGCAGCUCAAAGGGCAGAGAAGAUACGGUCCAUCGGUCUUUGUUUAAAUUGCCUUCGUAAAGGUCACCUGUCGAAACACUGCCCUUCUACCAAAAGCUGUCGGCAAUGCAACAGGAAGCAUCAUACAUUGUUGCAUGAAGAGUCCAACCCGGACGAUACACAGGGAGUUGAAGGUAACGAACCCAAGUCAUCGAACACCACGAGCUCUUCUGUUCCCGUCUCAGCAUCUUCAAAGGUAAGUCCACCUGUGUCCACGACUUGCUCAUGCAGUAAAGCAGCACGAGAAUCGAAAACUGUCCUGUUGCUCACUGCCGUAGUUCACGCUUUUGACAAGCAUGGCAAACCGCAUCCCUGCCGAGUACUGCUAGAUAGUGGAUCGCAAGUGAACUUCGUAACCGAAAGGAUGGCCAAUCUCCUGCAAUUGCCGAAAACGAAAGCUGACGUACCAAUCACGGGAAUUAACGCUCUUCGAAGUCUCGCACGUGAAAAGGUUUCAGUCACGAUUCGCUCUAGGUCAACAGAGUUUCAAGCCUCCAUCGAAUGCCUGGUUACUCCAAAGGUGACACAAUUCAUACCAUCGACCAAGCUUGAUGUGAGCACCUGGAAUCUACCCGACAACCUUCAAUUUGCGGAUCCAAUGUUCCAUACUCCUGACAAGAUCGAUCUACUCAUCGGAGGAGAACUGUUUUUCGAUAUCUUCCAGCCACAUCGUAUCGACUUGGGCGACAAUCUACCCACGCUUCGUAGCACCUAUCUUGGAUGGGUAGUGACAGGUACGAUAAUCACUCCAGAAGUACCAGAAUCAACUGCUCGUCAUUCCAACAUCGCGACGAUUGAAGACGUCGAAAACCUGAUGCAUCGAUUUUGGGAGCUUGAAGAAGUUUCCACCGCUCCCAGUCGCUCACCCGAAGAACAAGCCUGCGAAGAUCAUUUUCUGUCGACUUAUUCACGGGAUACAACUGGGCGAUUUGUUGUGCGACUUCCAUUCAAUCAGGAGGUGGAUCUACUCGACAACUGCCGGGACUUAGCCCUGAAACGGUUCCUGAUGUUGGAGAAGCGGUUUAAGCGCGACCCUGGCCUGCGAGAACAAUACGUCGACUUUCUCCGUGAGUAUGAGUCUCUUGGACAUUGUCAUCAAAUCGAUGAAGCCAACGACCCUCCGUGUGAAGCCACGUACUACAUGCCCCACCAUGCAGUGCUGCGUCCAACGAGUUCCAGCACAAAAUGCCGAGUGGUCUUCGAUGCCAGUGCAAAGUCGAAUCCUACCAAACAAUCCUUGAACGAAGUUCUUCAGGUUGGGCCAGUAGUACAAAGUGACUUGUAUUCGAUCAUGCUGCGUUUCCGAGAAUACCCGUAUGCAUUUUCAGCCGAUAUUUCCAAAAUGUACCGCCAGGUUCUCGUUGCACCAGAGGACCAGCGAUUCCAACGAAUUUUUUGGCGAGAACAUCCAUCGCAACCACUACGGGUGUUGGAGCUAAAUACAGUUACCUAUGGCACAGCAUCAGCACCCUACCUGGCAACACGCUGUCUCAUGCAGCUGGCCGACGACGAAGCAUCCGAUUUUCCGGUCGCCGCAAAGAUCCUGAAGGAAGAUUUCUAUGUAGACGACGCGUUGUCUGGUGCUGAAACGGUGGACGAGCUAAUCGUACGAAAAACUCAAUUGCAAGAGCUUCUUGCCCGCGGUGGAUUCCAAGUGCACAAAUGGUGUUCGAAUUCCGACGAGUUUCUGCAACAUAUUCCACCAGAGGAGCAAGAAAAACAAGUGCCACUCCACGAGUACGGUGUGAACGAAGUAAUAAAGGUCCUAGGAGUGUAUUGGAAUCCCAAGGACGAUCAUUUUCUCAUCGCCAAUACGCCCAUCGAAUCAUCAGCUCUAUCCAAUGUUCCAACGAAACGCACUGUAUACUCGGAGGUUGCGCGUCUGUUUGAUCCCCUUGGACUCUUCUCUCCAGUUAUCGUGGUUGCUAAGAUCUUCAAUCAACAGCUAUGGAAAGUCAAAUCCGACUGGGAUGAGCCACUAGACAAUGAACUUCAACGAAGGUGGCUAAAUAUUCGAAGCGCCUUACCUCAGUUGAACCUUAUCCAAGUUCCAAGGGCGGUCAAGUUUCCCAAUGCAACGUUCUACGAGUUACAUGGAUUCGCCGACGCUUCAAAUGCCGCAUACGGAGCAUGUCUGUACUUGCGAAGUGUGUUCAACGAUGGAUCUGCCAAAGCUAUGUGCUGCACUUCUCCUGACGCGUUUGGUGCAAAAGGUAUUGCCUGCGUUGAAGAUCUCAUUCCAAAAGGUCGUACUAUGGUCCGAUAG
Aedes albopictus (Asian tiger mosquito) is the source of this 3618-nucleotide messenger RNA. RefSeq lists its product as uncharacterized. Gene Ontology annotation, molecular function: nucleic acid binding; zinc ion binding. Bases 1 to 3618 code for a protein of 1205 amino acids. The transcript has 2 exons. NCBI's taxonomy places the organism in Eukaryota, Metazoa, Arthropoda, Insecta, Diptera, Culicidae. The record is from RefSeq and is a predicted model, not a curated record.